Molecule: messenger RNA, 495 nt
Organism: Exserohilum turcica Et28A
Lineage: Eukaryota; Fungi; Ascomycota; Dothideomycetes; Pleosporales; Pleosporaceae
Exons: 4
Coding region: 1-495 (164 amino acids)
Molecular function (GO): acyltransferase activity, transferring groups other than amino-acyl groups
Source: RefSeq, a predicted model, not a curated record
AUGUCAGUGGAAAACUCAUCCCCCUUUGUGCGUGCGUACGACGCAUCCCGCGAUUUCCACCAUGGACUACAUGUGUACCACAGCACCAUCUCCGCCUCGCUCGGCUCCAACCCCAUACGCACAAUCGGGACGUAUCUCUGGUACACGGCGUGCCAAUGGCUUGCGGAUUUUACACGCAAGUUGGCGCGGUAUCCGGCGCAUUUGCAUGUGCAUGUUUUGCCCGAGUACCAGAAGAAAAAGGGUGGGGGCACGCAGUUGGUGCAUGGGUUCUGCGAGGCGGUGCGUGAGAAAGGGGCAGUGGGCGUGCAUUUGGACAUGGUGGCGCGGAAUGCAGGGGAGAGGGCGUUCUAUGAGAGAUUGGGGUUUGGCGUUUGUGGGCAGGUGCUGGAUGGCGGGGAGAGUGGGAAGACGGGGGUGAAUGGGGAUGUAAGUAGUGACGUUGGUCAAGCAUCUCUCGGCUUUGUGAGAUUGGAAUACUGCGUCAUGUCAUGUUGA